Molecule: messenger RNA, 1928 nt
Organism: Amphibalanus amphitrite
Lineage: Eukaryota; Metazoa; Arthropoda; Thecostraca; Balanomorpha; Balanidae
Product: protein FAM177A1-like
Exons: 5
Coding region: 152-805 (217 amino acids)
Source: RefSeq, a predicted model, not a curated record
ACUAACGCGCAGAGAUGACUCACAUAUGUUGGUUUGUUUGUUUUCUAUUGCCAAUUGCAAUGCACGGAGAGUAAUAACAGCAGAAAAAGUGCGGGGUAUAUUUGGUUGCAUAUUUAAUUGUUGCUUUUAAAAUUACAAUACCAAUAGCAGGAUGGCCGCAGACAGCAGAGAUGUUAAUCUUGAGAUGACUGAAGAGCAGCAGGCGGCUGGCGAUUCUCGCGGAGAAGUCCCUCCGACACCCAUAGCGGUCCCAACUGUCUCAGAAAAGGUGCCCGCAGAGAGUGUCGAUGGAAAGAAGGCCCGCGUGCCGCGGCGCAUCCUGCACUUCAGCGAUGGCACUAUGGAGGAAUACAGUACAGACGAGGACGAGCCCGACCAGCCGGCCCAGGACGCGCUUACGCACCUGCGCACGGAGAACCCAAAAUCGAUGGGCUGGCUACCAUGGGCAUGGUGGUGGUUCCGCUACGCCGGAUACCGCACGCUCGGCGGAGUGGACAAUAUGGGAGAGAAGCUGGCCUACAUGCUGGGCAUCACGUCACCAAAGUACCAGUACGAGCUCGACGAGUACUACGAAAUGAAGAAAAAGGAGGAGGAGGAGAAGGCGCAGCGGGACCUGGAGGAGGCCGGCUGGUCGCCGGGCACGGCGCUCACCAGCGAGCAGCCGGCCGGCCCCGGUCCGACCGCCUACUUGGUGGGCGGCGACGGCGCCGAGCCGGUGACGACGCCGCCGACGGCCGGACGACUGCCCGACCAGACGGCUGCCGGUGUGUCCGGCCAGCCGGUGGCCGCCACCACCACACCGUGAGGGGUGGAGCAGCGGGCGGCCGGCACCAGGUGUCUCCGGUCAGCCAGUAGCGGCCACCACUAGAUCGUGAGGGGCUGGGCGGGCGGCCGGCACCAGGUGUCUCCAGCCAGCCGGUGGCGGCCACCACACCAUGAGGCGGAGCCGAGCGGUGGGCCGGAGUGGCGGGCGGUACUCAGUGACACAGAGACACAGUGAGCGGUGUGAUGCGACCGGUUGCGGUGUGUGCUGUGCAGUGGAUAGAGUUGUGAGAUUCAUUCUGAUAGCGACAUCCGCAGGAUUGCGUGAUGAGCCGACAACAAACUGGUGCGUGGCCGCAAUCAGGACAGUUCCAACUACAGACCACCGUUCCCAAAUGGAGAAUCAAAUCAGUAUUUUAGUGGGCUGUACCAUACACAAAAGAAUCCGUGUAUUUUUGCUCUAUUUUCAUACCAAUGGACGAUUAAUCGGGAUCAAGCUUACCGCUCGCUAUGUGCGGGUAUCCUUUAUUGUUCAGUGAUUGCAUUCCCGCAUUAUCUUCAGUGUUAUUUGUUUAGAUUGAUCAUGACUUUACAAUAGGCAAGAGAUCCAAAAUCACGGCUUAACGAUGAAACGUGAAUCACCUUUCAAAAUCAAGCCAAUCGCUUAUGAUUCUUUGGCCAGCUCACGCAUACGCGUUCCAUAUUUCGAUUGACGAAUGACGUGUGUUUGCUUUGCGGUGUGGAUGUUCACAUAAAGUAGUUGGCGCCUCGUUUGAAGCCAAGCUUCUGCGUAUCGUCAGUGAUGAUACAGAGACUGGUUUGGUGAACGGUGAACACGUCUGUGUUUCUAGGACAGGCUAGUCCGCCCUUUCUAGUCAAAUCGCGCUCUUUCGUUGUGCUUUAUGGUGUGAAAUCAUGGUAUCUUGACUGGCUUGGUUGUGUAUUUAUAGGUAUAAUUCAAUGGUGUAUCCACGUAAGAUUUAUUUACCUCUAUAUUGGUGGUGAGUUGGUGACUAGAUAAUAGAUAUUUAGCUUCACUUCGAUGACGUGUAGUGUGUAGUGUAAUUCAGAUUGCAGUGUCAUUGUCAACUCCUAGAGUACCGAGAUCGUGGCGUGUAAUCAUAGAAGUGCUCUCAAUAAAAGCGGUUAAACUGCGAGACAAGUGA